Messenger RNA from Bradysia coprophila, 1535 nucleotides. RefSeq names its product annexin B9-like. Lineage: Eukaryota; Metazoa; Arthropoda; Insecta; Diptera; Sciaridae. Gene Ontology annotation, molecular function: calcium-dependent phospholipid binding; calcium ion binding; phosphatidylserine binding. Gene Ontology annotation, cellular component: plasma membrane; nucleus; vesicle membrane. The record is from RefSeq and is a predicted model, not a curated record. Gene Ontology annotation, biological process: endosome transport via multivesicular body sorting pathway.
CUCAAAUUACUGCGAGCAGUUCGAAAACUUUAGUUUAUCGCCAGCCGUCGAUUGCAUAAAUACGAUCUGCUUUUCUCUCAAAAAAAAAACAACAAUUUGAUUCCAUCAAUUGAAUAAGUAAAUAUUUGCAAUUAUGCUAAAAUACAUUCUGCUAGUUGGUGCCUUCAGUAUUAUUUGUCAAGAAACUAAUGGUCAAUUACAAUGGGGUAGCAUAUUCGGCACAAAUGGGAAGAAUGUUACACUCAAUAUACCAACGGUGUUACCCGCAAGGCCCUUCAAUCCCACACACAUCUGUGAGCUACUGAAAUUAAGCAUGCAAGGUAUCGGCCGCGAUUCUGAAACCAUAUUGAAAAUUCUCGCUACUUACACAUACAGUCAACGUUACGAAAUCGCUGCCACCUACAAAACGUUGUACAACCAAGACUUGGUUCAAAAAUUAUUUACCGAGUUCGAUGGUAACAUACUCGAUGUUAUUCAGUAUCUGUUCUGGCCCGCCGAGAAGAUGUAUGCAAAAGAGUUUCGUGAUGCUGUUCAAGGUUUGGGUACGGAUGAGCGGUCGUUGAUUGAAUUGACUGCGAGCUUAGAUGGACAAAUGUUGCGUAGAGUGUCUAGUGCAUAUCAGCAGAUGUACGAAAAGACUUUGGAAAAAGACAUAAAGGGCGAUACAAGCGGUUUCUUCAGGGACCUUUUACUCGAAUUAAUAAAGGGACGUGAGCCUGACAAUAGUCCGAAUUCGGUGGCAUUACCUUCAUAUACAGUUGAUACCCUGAACCGGUUAGGUAGCGGACAAUGGUCAAAUAAUAAGGAUACGAUCCGCGACAUUUUCUGUAAGAAAUCCUUUACUGAACUGGCUGAAAUAUUUGCUGAAUAUGAACGUCGCAACGGACACAAGAUUGAAGUCGACAUUGAGAACGAAUUCAGUAGUGAUGUCAAGAAAACAUUGCUAGCUGUUGCAAAAUGUGCUCGUAAUCGUCCUCAAUUCUUAGCUGAACAAUUGAACAAGUCAAUGUCGAAUUUCGGCAUCAACCACAAUGUACUGCAUCGAAUUAUUGUCGGACGAUGCGAAAUCGAUUUGGGUAAUAUCAAGGAGGAAUUUGCAAAAAUCAAUGGCGUCGGCAUCAACGUGUGGCUCAAAUCCGCAAUCGAAGGAAAUUAUUGGUCUUUAAUCGUACAAUUAGCUGGAUAUGCGCCAGAAUACUUUAAGGACUAAAUUUUGAUCGUUUCUUUUGACGUUUUGCUGUUUUCAUUCUAAUUUUUAGCUGAGAAUUCAUUUUUCUCAUAUUUUUACAUAAAAUCUUUCUGAAUCUUUGAGAAACUUUAAUAGAAGACAAAAAUAUCACGAAUAUAGAAGAAGAAGUGGGUGGAAUAUAACCUGCACCUAAGCCUCAGAUGGACCUGUUGUGCUUCUAAAAUAUCACCAAUAUAAUUAUCGAAUCUGUUACUUCAGUUGAUUAACACAUUUUGAAGGGAGUAGCAAAUCUCUUACUUCAAUAGCUUUAUCAUAUAAUUUACAAUAAAAGUCCACAUCAAAGUGA